AUGGCACAAGUGAGCUCAAGUCUUUGGACUCCUCUGGUUCCAAACGAAGGGAGAAACGAUGGAAUCGAUGCCGAAACAUCCCGGCAAGGAUUUGGUAGUGUGGAUGAUGUUAUUGAAGAAGCUAAGAAGCAACUAUGGCUAGCAGGGCCUCUUAUUGCAGUAAGUCUGCUGCAGUGUAGCUUACAGAUCACGUCAGUCAUGUUCGUCGGCCAUCUCGGAGAGCUUGCACUUUCCGGUGCUUCCUUGGCCUCUUCGUUCGCUGCAGUAACCGGAUUUGAUAUCUUGUUGGGAAUGGCAAGUGCGUUAGAGACGCUAUGUGGGCAAGCCUAUGGGGCUAAACAGUACCACAUGCUUGGAGUCCAUAUGCAACGAGGAAUGCUAACAUUGGUAGUAGUGAGCAUGCCCUUGGCACUCAUUUGGUUUUACACAGGCACCAUUCUCAUUGCUCUUGGCCAAGACCACGAGAUAUCCAAAGAAGCAGGAACUUUCAACCGAUGGAUGAUACCGAGUCUUUUCGCCUAUAGCCUCCUCCAAUGCCUCAAUAGAUUCUUACAGACGCAAAACAAUGUGUUUCCAAUGAUGAUAAGCUCUGGAAUCACAGCUUUUCUUCACAUCAUAGUCUGUUGGGCACUUUGCUUUAAAGUUGGCUUAGGCAGCAAAGGCGCAGCAUUGGCCAUUAGCAUUUCGAAUUGGGUGAAUCUGUUGUUAUUGGCAAGUUAUGUGAUAUUCUCGCCAGUCUGCAAGAACACUUGGACAGGAUUCUCAAAAGAGGCAUUGCAUGAUAUCUUAAGCUUUAUCAAGCUUGCCAUUCCAUCAGCUAUAAUGAUAUGUUUCGAAUAUUGGACAUUCGAAAUGGUUGUUCUCUUGUCCGGUCUCCUCCCAAACCCAAAACUUGAGACAUCUGUGUUAUCAAUAAGCCUUAACACAUGUUGGACGGUCUAUAUGGUAUCAGUUGGUCUUGGCAGUGCUAUAAGUACAAGAGUAUCGAAUGAAUUGGGUGCCGGAAGGCCACAAAGUGCACGGUUAGCUCUACAAGUCAUGAUCAUAAUGGCUUUAUCCGAGGGUGCUGCUAUAGCAAUAGCUACAGUAUCAGUCCGCCAUGUUUGGGGAAAGCUCUACAGCAAUGAGAAUGAAGUGAUCACAUAUGUUGCUAAAAUGAUGCCACUGCUUGCACUAUCUGACUUCUUGGAUGGAUUCCAAUGUGUGCUUUCAGGAGCUGCUAGAGGGUGUGGAUGGCAAAAUCUUUGUGUUUACAUAAACCUUGGGGCUUACUAUGUUGUUGGAAUUCCUACUGCUGUGCUUUUUGCUUUCAUCCUUCAUAUUGGAGGCAUGGGGCUCUGGAUGGGAAUCAUUUGUGCACUUCUUGUUCAAGUUACCGCACUUGUUGCAGUAAAUGCCUGCACUGACUGGUCUCAAGAGGCCCUGAAAGCUGCUGAUAGAGUUCAGGAUACCAGCUUGGUGACAGACAAGGCAGUAGCUUAGUACGUGAGACCUGAAAACGACU
This is a messenger RNA of Fragaria vesca subsp. vesca, 1504 nucleotides long. Its product is annotated as MATE efflux family protein DTX1-like. Gene Ontology annotation, cellular component: membrane. The coding region runs from base 1 to 1482 and encodes 493 amino acids. The record is from RefSeq and is a predicted model, not a curated record. The transcript is spliced from 7 exons. Gene Ontology annotation, molecular function: xenobiotic transmembrane transporter activity; antiporter activity. Gene Ontology annotation, biological process: xenobiotic detoxification by transmembrane export across the plasma membrane. NCBI's taxonomy places the organism in Eukaryota, Viridiplantae, Streptophyta, Magnoliopsida, Rosales, Rosaceae.